CUUUAGUAGCUUUGGCCAUGACGACGAAAAAAAAAAAAAGGAUAGGGUGGAUGGAGGGAAGUAGCGGUGAUGUCAAAAAUUUUUUAGGCAAGUUAGUCACGUGGAAGACAUUCGCACGGUACAUUUUGGGAAAUUUAUCCCACCGCCAUCGACACCGACCUCCAUGACCGUUGAGAGUUGAACGAUAGCACAAUAUUUUCUGCCCGUAUCGAUUAUUUCCAACCAUGGAUGGGUCUGGAGAAGGAAAGCUGUUUGCAAGAUUCGAGAAGCAUGCCGAAUUUGCGGAUAUUCAACAAUCUCUCCUUGCAUUGGAUUUGACUGUCGUGCCUACCGCGGAAGAAAGCAAGGAAGAGAUAGUCUUGUUGCAGAAGCUCUCAGACAUACUCGAUGAAUAUCAAGAACAAUCCUAUCUCUUGGAUCCGUACUUCGAGGGCCUUGUUGUUCCCGUGGUGGACAGUCUAAAGUCGCAUGCAAAUGUAUCCAUAUCCGAUUGUUCAAUAGUCUUCUCAUCGGAACGUGUGCAACGCGUCGCUCUGCUCUUAUACCGCUAUAUCAAGUGCCGCGGAUACAAGACAAUCACCAGAUUUCUUCCCCACGAAAUCGCGGAUCUAUCUAUUGCAUUGACUUAUAUGCAAAAUGCGAACUCUUUAGUGGUUGAAGUAGACCAAUGGGCUCUGCGUUAUACCUUUUUACUUUGGCUGUCUCUUAUCUGCAUGCUUCCUUUUGAUUUGGCACAAUUCGAUGUGGUCGAAGGCGGAAACCACACAGCCCUUUCCAUAGAGCACAUCGGUAAAGAAUUCCUGUCCAAGGCUGGCUUAGAGCGCGAAGGCGCUGCAAUUAUGCUUUCACGUCUGUAUAUGAGAAAGGAUACCCUCACGAUAUUUCGCCUUUACCUGUCCUGGUGUAAAGAAACCAUCAGAGAGUCCAAGAAUCCUUUCACGGUCAUUGGACUCCUACAGGUUCUAUGCGAGGUUUUAAAGUCAGGAUCUGUGGGUCAAAUUGAAAUGGCUCUACCCGAUGUUCUUGCCAUCGCUGCCACUGUUGAGGGCGAAUCAGCUCUCUUCGCUAAUACCGUUGUCAGGAAGUAUAAAACGAAGCUCGUAUCACGCGUAGCGUUACGCAUAUUACCGGCCAGAUCGGCCGGGGGGACUGACAGCCAGGAUAGCAUCGAGGUCCCGGACUCGAUCGAAGUCAUGCUGGAGCAGCUCUUUCAGAGCCUCCAAGAUAAAGACACCAUCGUCCGAUGGUCAGCGGCCAAAGGCAUCGCGAGGAUUUCAGAUCGCCUCCCGACCGACUUUGCAGAUCAAGUGCUUGACACAAUCAUGGGUCUCUUUUCAAUACAUUCUGUGGUUGCAGCAAGCAUAUACGACCUUCCUGCUAUUGCAGAAAGUACUUGGCAUGGUUCAUCUCUUGCUUGUGCCGAAAUGGCACGUAGAGGCCUUAUUAGCUCGGAGAGACUCCCCGAGUUACUUAAUUGGCUUUCAAAGGCAUUGUACUUUGAUUUGAGGAAGGGUGCUCAUUCCAUAGGUUCUAAUGUCCGUGAUGCUGCUGCCUACGUCUUUUGGGCUCUCGCUAGGAGCAAAAAUCCCAACGAACUGGCACCUCAUGCUGAGGAGCUCGCUCGUCAAUUAGUCACAGUUUCACUUUACGAUCGUGAAAUACACAUUCGGCGAGCUGCCAGCGCCGCUUUCCAAGAACAUGUGGGAAGGACGGGAUUAUUCCCCCACGGAAUUGACGUUUUACGCAAGACCGACUUCUACGCUGUGGGCAUUAGGCGGAAUGCAUUUCUCGUUGCAGCACCUCAAGUCGCCGAUCACCCGGAAUACCGAAGAUAUCUCUUUGACCAUGUAUUGGACGUACCGCUGAGGCAUUGGGAUGUGAACCUGCGACAGCUGGCAUCUCAGUCUCUUCGUCUUAUUUGUCUAUUAGAUCUAUCAGGGUUGGGUCCACAAGUCUGUUCCAGAGCGGCGAAAUUACUCGAAUCCCCUGAUGGAACGGAUAUCCAUGGAGGCCUUCUUGCAUUGACCGAGCUAUCUAUUGCCUGCCGUGAUCGGGCUUCCUCAGAAGUCGAAAGGGAGCAACAAAUGCGAGAUAUUUUCAAAUACCUUGCAAUUGUACCUCACGCUGUUUUAGUAGGAUCUCGAAAUGAGACUGUUACUGCAGCAGCAUGCCACUUAAUCGCAAGUACAGUGACGUUGACGGAAAUUAGUAUGGGACCAAACACCUCUGUUCCUAAGUGGAGACAGGUUGUAGACUUUGGUUUGAAACAUCGGCGUGUCUCCGUGCAGGAAGCUGCGGCAAUGGCUAUGGCUUCCAUCAGUAAAUUAGUGGACUGCUUUGCCACUGUUACCAGAUUGAUCCGGGAAUUGAGAUUUGGAUCCUUCUCCAGUCAGCAGAGUCUUGGCCGAGUAUUGGGUGUGAUCGAUUAUGAUUCUUUUCCGAAGUGCUUGCCGGAUAGUAUUGGUUGCCUUCUAGAGUGUGCCAGACCCUCGCGAGAUGCCUUCAGCACCAAUGUGGAAGCUCGUCGCAACUGUUAUCUCGCCAUCCCUCAAAUCGUUCAAAACGUGCUUCUCCAUCUCAAUGACCAUAUGUCCCCAGAAGUCUUCACUUCAUUGUUUGAUGCUCUUUUGGGUGGAUUAGAAGACUACACAAUUGAUGAAAGAGGUGAUGUAGGCUCUUGGAUCCGAAUGGCUUGCGUACGAGGUUUGACAUCGGUCUCUGAAAUUCUCAUCUCGAACGCCAGUACCAUCAACCGCUUUGAUGAUUACUUACCUCCAUCGAAGUACCACCUCGCAGUUAUCGGAAUUCUUAAACAGGGAGUUGAGAGAUUAGAUAAUGUUAGACAGGACGCUGGAGAGUGUAUUCUAAGACUUCUUCGGCUACCUGUACCAGAUGUGAAGGACAGCGAGCGCUGGCAGUUGCCGAGUUGUGGCUUACUCGUGGAGCUUUUUGCAUCUGGCACUGAAAGUGUAGGCUGGAGCGACGGGUACUGGUUGUUUCCCAGGGCUGUUCGUCUUUUGGAAAUCGAAGAAUAUCGUCAACCGGUCCUGACGGGCCUUAUUAUGAGUCUAGGCAGCAAGACGGAUAACAUUCAUCGACCCGUCUCAACAAGUUUGUCGACAUAUGCACGAUCUUUACCUGCCAGCGGGCCAACAGAAGCUUACGACCUUGUCACACUUGCGAAUGAUUUGAUCAAAUAUGCUAAGGCAAACAUAAGUUCUAACAAUAUCAUAGUACCAGUUCUCCAGACGGUCAAUGUCCUGCUUGAGGCUGGGGCACUGGAAAAACUUUCCUCUGAUGAUUCGGGCAUCAAAAGUCUGGAUAGUUUGCAUCUGAUGGCAUCCCGACAUAUAGAUCGACUGAAGAGCGUUCAACGAAUACAUGAGUCCAUGAAGAUUGUUGUCAAUCUCCUCGCAUUUGAUGUGAUGUUUGAACGAUGCAUCACCAGCCUCCCAAGUUUUCUUGCCCAUCGAUUCCCCACCAUCCGUUCUGACGCUGCUGAACUUCUUUACCUUAAAGUUCAGAGUAUGGACCUCAACAAGGAUACCGAAGAAGUGGAAGAGCUAUUGCUGGAGACCGAGUGGUCAUCAAGCGACAUCAAGGCUGUUUGUGAAAAGGCACAACACAUAGUGGAAUCAUUUAAGGGUGAAAUAUGAAACAAUUGUCUACGUUACGAGCAAGUAAAUAUCUGAGCAGAUUAGGUAGUUAAGGGUGGCUGUGGCCGGAUCGUGGGAAACCCUGAUCGAGUCGUCACUGGCAUUGCAUCCACCAUUACAUUUUUCCUUCCAUAUCCCUGUCCUAGUUCUGGUUGACGGUGAAAUUUGUGUAAUUCUGGAAAAUGGUUGUCGACCCCCGUAUCAGUGAUAAGGAUUUGGCCGCCAUCAACGCAGCGGCUGUGACGAGAGAAUACCGGGUGCAACCUCAUCUCG
Messenger RNA from Guyanagaster necrorhizus, 3929 nucleotides. Its product is annotated as TBCD protein. Gene Ontology annotation, biological process: microtubule cytoskeleton organization; post-chaperonin tubulin folding pathway; tubulin complex assembly. The record is from RefSeq and is a predicted model, not a curated record. The transcript has 20 exons. Gene Ontology annotation, molecular function: GTPase activator activity; beta-tubulin binding. NCBI's taxonomy places the organism in Eukaryota, Fungi, Basidiomycota, Agaricomycetes, Agaricales, Physalacriaceae. Bases 225 to 3656 code for a protein of 1143 amino acids.